Messenger RNA from Sabethes cyaneus, 939 nucleotides. RefSeq names its product gastrula zinc finger protein XlCGF7.1-like. Gene Ontology annotation, molecular function: DNA-binding transcription factor activity, RNA polymerase II-specific; RNA polymerase II transcription regulatory region sequence-specific DNA binding. NCBI's taxonomy places the organism in Eukaryota, Metazoa, Arthropoda, Insecta, Diptera, Culicidae. Gene Ontology annotation, cellular component: nucleus. The coding region runs from base 1 to 939 and encodes 312 amino acids. The record is from RefSeq and is a predicted model, not a curated record. The transcript is spliced from 2 exons. Gene Ontology annotation, biological process: regulation of transcription by RNA polymerase II.
AUGAUACCAGCCGUGAGAUUCGGAGGCGUACCUGCUACCCGUCCAGAUACGCACGGCAACGGUAGUGAUGCGGAAACUAAAGCGGACAAGCAGAAACACACUUGCAACAUCUGCAGCACUGAAUUUAAGAGCGUAAGCGCACUCUCGGUGCACAGAAAAGAUCACAGCGACGAACGACCAUUCCAAUCGUUUAGCUCCAUUCUAAGCUUUAUCAGUCAAAAGCGCGUAAGCACAUCAGAGGAGAAAAUAAUUACACGUGAAAAAUUCAACGAUUUUUUUAAAUGUGACGUUUGUGAUGCCAAGUUUGCUAAAAAGUACAAUCUCACACUUCACAAGAGAACACAUGACAGGGACUUUCAGUGCCAGACCUGUGGAAAAGGUUUCGAACGUAAUACUACGCUCACAGCCCAUAUGCGCUGUCACGAAAUUGAGCCACACAAAUGUGACGUCUGUAACAGUACAUUUACCAGAAAAUAUGCUCUCAUGGUGCACAGGAGAACUCACACCGCCGAGCGACCGUUUGAGUGUAACAUCUGCAGCAAAGCUUUCAGCACAUCCAGCCGUCUUAAAAAUCACAAAGCUGCAGUUCAUUUACGAGAAAAUAACUUCAAAUGUCCGACAUGUGGUAAGGAGUUUCACUUGAAUACACUUCUAACACGACACCUAAAAACGCACAAUGCGGACCGCCGUCCGCAGUCGACCGUAUGCCCGGUUUGCCGAAAGAUCUUCACACAGCAGCAUAAUCUCGUUAGUCAUGUGCGCAGUCACAGCACGGAACGACCGUUCAAGUGCGACAUCUGCGGGGCAACGUUUAAGACGCCGGCCAGUCUAACUACUCACAGAAAGCUGAACACAUCCGGCGUACCGUACCGGUGUGAAAUGUGCGGUGCACGGUUCUGUCGAAAGGGCUACUUGGAGAACCAUAAGAAGAUUCACUAG